AUGAAACUCUUCAACCGCUUCCGGAAGAUAAUAAUGAGACUCUUAUUUUCUAUCCCAUCUCGAUCAGCUGCCGCGUCUUCUUCAUCUUCCUCAGGAGCUACGAGCAGCACCCCCAGGCAAAGGAACAGCACCAGCUGUGACAGGUUCUUUGAGCCCCCAAAGACUUCAUGCAGUUCCUAUUAUUCAUCUCAUUCGCAUUAUAACGAGGCCAUCGCUGACUGCAUCGAGUUCUUUAAUAAGUCCUCCUCGUCUACCCAAGAGGACAUGUUGGAUAUUGAUCCACAAUCCAGCGUUAUGGUUUGA
Prunus avium (sweet cherry) is the source of this 303-nucleotide messenger RNA. RefSeq lists its product as uncharacterized. The record is from RefSeq and is a predicted model, not a curated record. NCBI's taxonomy places the organism in Eukaryota, Viridiplantae, Streptophyta, Magnoliopsida, Rosales, Rosaceae.